AUGACGCCAUCACAGAGAGCCCGGUGUGCAUACGAGGCGCGUGACGGUAAAUGGAGAAAUACAGAUCCUCCUGUUCCAUCGUUGAAGCAUGCAGGAGGUCAACCCCAACCAUGGCCUCUUCACCCCCACCCUAAGGUACAGGUCCUGAAGUCCCACUUCCCUCCUCCUCCACCUCCUCGUUCUCACCUCCCUUUUUUCCACACCCGGCACGCAGAGGAGAGCGCUGAGAGGCCACGCUUGGUCACUAUCGUCCGUCCCUGUGGUCAGAGUACACUACGAAAGGUAACAGUCCUCUUGAACCGCAGAGGUGUGGUAUCCUUUGAGCAGCUGCUAUUGGAUAUCUCUGAGGCGUUGGGGUUCCCUCGCUGGCACCGAGCCAGAGUCACACGCCUCUACACCACCCACGCACGAGAGGUUAGGGGAGUCUGUGAUUUCUUUAGAGGUGACGUGGCCUUCCUGGCUCUGGGUAAAGCUCGUCCUGAUCUGAUAAGUGUCCAAGAGGCUCUUGAGGAGUUGUUUCCAGAGCAUUCUGACUUCUGCGCUGACGCACUGAGAGCCUGGGAGAAAAGACUGCGUCCAGCACCUGAUAAAGCAGCCAAGGCCGACAGCGGCUACAGUGAGGGGACUGACAGCAGUGAGACACAAACAAAACAGGAGUCGGGCCACGACACGAACAUACACGUCAAAAAUAAAACUAAUACAGACGCAAAUACAAAACUGUCUCAUCAUGUAGAGACACAGCAGCCUGAGAAGAGUCAGAAAAAGAACUCUAGUAGGAAACCUGCUCACAGACCAAACCACCUGCAGAAACUAUGUGUGAGAGGAGGGGUCAGGACGAGAGCGCCUUCUGUCAUUGGUCCAUUCAAACAUGAGGUAAUUCUGAGAGAAGCAGACAUACUAGCUCCUAAUCUGUGUGAAAACUGCUUAGCAAGGAGAGCCAAACAUCAGGCGCCAGAGCGGCUCAACGGAAAGGUCCCUCUUCCUCCUCUGUCCAGGAAGCAGAAAGGAAGUUGUCAUACAGAACAGGAAGUGAGAAAAGUGUAUGUUCAUAUAAGCCCUUCUUCUACUCCUCCUCCUCCUCAGCCCAUCGGCAAAGAGGAGAAAGUAAUUCCUCAGUUACAACUCCUAAGUCCUCUUCCAAAUGUGGGGGAGACCUUUAACCUUCCUUCAGACGGCAGUGAUGUCACUCUCACUGAUAUCGAACGUUGCUACGAAAUCGGACGCGUUGUUGGAGACGGCAACUUUGCAGUGGUGCGGGAAUGCCACCGUCGUGACAACGGGCAACCCCUUGCUGUGAAGAUCAUCGAACGCUCCAAGCUGAUUGGUCGGGAGCACAUGAUGCAAAAUGAACUGAGUCUCCUAGGAAGCCUCUGUCACCCCCGCAUAGUGCGGCUGUUCGCACACCACCACACUAGCUCUCACUCCUACCUGGUGAUGGAGCUGGUGAGUGGGGGGGAUCUGUUCGAGGCCAUUAGUGAGAGGGGGAAGUUUCCGGAAGCAGAGGCAGGAGUGAUGGUGUCGGACGUGAGCGAGGCCUUGAACUUCAUUCACUGCAAAAGUAUCGUCCACAGAGACCUCAAACCAGAAAACCUGCUGAUAGAGCGUGUCGGUGCUGACAUCUGCAGGUUGAAGCUGGGAGACUUUGGUCUCGCCAUGGUUGUUACUGAACCGGUCUUCACCAUAUGUGGGACUCCCACAUAUGUAGCCCCAGAGAUUCUCUGUGAGUCAGGUUAUGGUGUUGCAGUGGAUGUUUGGGCUCUUGGUGUUAUUCUUUACAUCCUGUUGUGUGGAUUCCCUCCAUUCCGGAGUCGGGAUCGAGACCAGGAAGAGCUGUUCCAGCUAAUAAAACAGGGGCAAAUCCACUUCCUGUCACCCUACUGGGACCCCAUCUCAGAAGAAGCCAGAGGCCUGGUCCGAGCUCUGCUUCAGUCUGAUCCCACAGUGAGGCUGACAGCUCAGCAGACCUUGCUACAUCCCUGGGUAAAAGCUAUGGUUUCAACCUGCAGGCAGGGGGAGCUCUCAGACAAAACUCAGAGGUGCAAAGCUGCUGCGGGAGCAGGACCAGACAGAGACCAGGGACAUGUCCAGACCAAUCCAGCAGAAGCUGACACAGAGGAAACACCAAGACGCAGCAUCAGUGAUGGAAAAAUCCCACACGAAGAGAUCAGCGAGAGACAGGCUGACAUCAACGCAGGAAAAGGAGAAGAAAUGCAACAAAAGACAAGUGCAGUUAACAAAAUAUCCUCUCAGUUCAAAGUGCACACGAUGUCAGUGGUCACACCUGAUCAACAGAGACCAGAGAGCCCUGCUGAAACACCUGAUGGGGGGCACAGCAGACUGGAAAAGCAAGAUGAAAGCCCCUGUGAAACUGGCCUGGGUGAUGAACUCAGUAAACUCAGUGAUCCUAAAGAUCAAACUGAACCUUCGGCUGAGAUUAAAGGACCUUCAAGUCCAACCAGUCAGGAACAAGAAAACAACAGAGACCUUUAA
This is a messenger RNA of Cheilinus undulatus (humphead wrasse), 2490 nucleotides long. It is a transcript of the gene dclk3, whose product is annotated as doublecortin-like kinase 3. The transcript is spliced from 7 exons. NCBI's taxonomy places the organism in Eukaryota, Metazoa, Chordata, Actinopteri, Labriformes, Labridae. The coding region runs from base 1 to 2490 and encodes 829 amino acids. The record is from RefSeq and is a predicted model, not a curated record. Gene Ontology annotation, biological process: intracellular signal transduction; protein phosphorylation. Gene Ontology annotation, molecular function: ATP binding; protein kinase activity.